Solanum dulcamara is the source of this 905-nucleotide messenger RNA. RefSeq names its product putative RING-H2 finger protein ATL12. The transcript has a single exon. Bases 246 to 686 code for a protein of 146 amino acids. The record is from RefSeq and is a predicted model, not a curated record. NCBI's taxonomy places the organism in Eukaryota, Viridiplantae, Streptophyta, Magnoliopsida, Solanales, Solanaceae.
CUGGGCGAACUGGUAAGUCUUAUCCAUUUGGCUUUGAUCAAUUUAUUAUAAUAAAUAUAAAAAAGAAAGAAAGAUAAAAGGAAUCUACAAUCGAACCUGGUCAAGUUGAUUGUGUUACAUUUUUUCAAAAAGCAACUUCCAUAGCCAAUUCGACAGAUCAUUCAUCUGUAUUUAUCCACUAUACCUUCUUUUUUCUUUUUCUCCUAACAACACACCAAUUGGGGAAAUUCCUGAUCAGAAGCCCAAUGGAUUUUACUUUUCAGCUAUUUAUAACGACAAUAGCAACCGCCGCCGCCACCGCUUUCAUAAUUUGCGGUAUCAAAUUACGGUGGUUCUGGCCCGACAACCGCCUACCGCCGCCGUUCACCGUCGAUGAAAACUACAGCGAUGACAAUUGCUGCGUUGUUUGCCUGAACAACGUGGUCGGCGGCGAGGAUUGCCGGAAACUGCCGAAAUGCGGUCAUGUUUUUCACGUCGAGUGUGUGGACACGUGGCUAGAGCGCAAUUGGACGUGCCCAAUUUGCAGAAGGCAAGUUACUGAUGAUCUUCCGAAGAAGCAAGAUGAAAAUACAAUUUUGUCCUAUCUAAUUUCCCGGAGUGAAGAUUUUAUGGUGAAGAUUUUUAGUCCUUUUACGGAAGAACUCAUGAUGACUUUGAUCGAGAGCGUAAUUUUACCUCGACCUUGAAUUUUUAGUCAUUUUGAUUAUUUUUUUCUUGCCUACAAUUUAGAGGCUAAAGAGAUUUAUUAUUUUGUUUAAUCUAUGUAUCAAAUUUAGCAUUAUAAUUAUACUUUAUUCGUAGGAGGAAAUGAUUUAAUUUUCCUGUAAUUAUUGUUAAGCAUAUGCAUAUGUUUUACCUAUUAAAUUUGAUAUAAUCCCUUCUUUUUUUCCUCGUACUAUCCGAAA